AUGCUCACCAUACAGAACGACAUGUCACCGCGUAAUGGCUCGUGCGUGGCGGAAGUGAGCUCGGUGAGGAGUCUGUCGUCGGACGAUGUCUCGGCGACGAAAGCCCACCGACACAAGUCCUGUUGGGCAAGAGCCACCGAUCCGGCUCAUCGACGCGGACGUCGGAUUCAAUUGCUGCAGAUGCUGGUGCUGCCGUUCAUACCGAUCUUGGCGUUGAUAGUGCAGACGGCCAACACCCUCCACGAUAUUCUGAUCUAUCGGCAGGAGGUCUCCGACAUCGAGUCACAGGUGACAAUCGCCACGGACUUGGGGAAGGUGGUCACGCGGAUGCAACUCGAACGAUCCGAGGUCGCGUUCUUUAUUUACACCAACGGCAACACCCUCAGGUCGAACUUGACGCAGAGGUUCGCCAUAACCGAUCAGGCUCUUCACAACAUGACUACGUGGCCCCUGGUCUCUGUGCCGAGGGACGAGAGCAAGACGCAAACCUAUGACGUGGUCAGCAAAGAGGCCUUCCAAGCACGCCUCGAGGAUUUCAGGCAGAAGAUCAGCUCGGAGGAGAGCAGCAUCACCGAAGUGAUGGCCUGGUACACGAGCGUGAACGCGGCGAUGCUGGACCACUUGACUAAUCAGAUCAAGGAAACUGACAACAGCGGCGUUUGGAGGUAUUUGAUAGCGUUUAAAAAUUUGCUGCGGAGCAUCGAGAGCCUCGGUAUUGCUUCCGUGUACGGAAUCAAUUACUUCGGUCGUGGAAUCCUUGUGGGGGACAAUUACGUCAGCUACGUACGCCACGAGGCUCUUGGACGUGAUCUCCUCACCGGGUCCCUCACAUACGUGCCUUCCCUCAAACACUUUUACGCGGAGCUUACCCGCACUAUGCCCGAUUACGGCCGGAUUAAGUCUAGAAGGGACGAGAUCCUGAAGAAUCAGAAACGGGAACCGAGCGUGGACGAUGCGAUAGCUUAUUUCGAUUCGAUGGCCACUUACGUGGACGAGCUGCGGAAACUACAACGUGAAUUACGUCACAUGAUAAGGUACAUAAACUCCACAUUGCAAGACGCAAGCAACAAAGAAGUCGCUGGAAUAGCGAUAGUUGUCCUGGUAUUGGUCGUGUCCCCUAUUAUUAUAAUAUUGGUACGCAACGCGGUGGCUACUAUCCAGAUGUACGCGGCGAACUUGGCCCAGAAAGCAAGGGAACUGAAACAGGAAAAGGGAAAAAGUGACACGUUACUUUUUCAAAUGUUGCCGCCCAGCGUUGCGCAACAAUUGAAGCAAACUCAACAGGUGCCAGCCGAGUUCUACGAAGCGGUAACCGUCUACUUCAGCGACAUCGUUGGAUUCACCGAGAUCGCUGCCGAGAACACGCCCCUCGAAGUGGUGACGUUCCUGAAUUCGAUCUACAAGCUCUUCGACGCCCGCAUCGAAUGCUACGACGUGUACAAAGUCGAGACCAUCGGCGACUCGUACAUGGUCGCCUCUGGCUUGCCAGUCAGGAAUGGUGACAAACACGUCUCUGAGAUAGCGACGAUGGCGCUCGACCUCCUUGCAGCAUCGUCGGUCUUCCAAGUACCAAAGAGACCCGGGGAACGGCUUCAAAUACGUAGCGGAGCACACACGGGACCGGUUGUCGCCGGAAUCGUCGGAAGCAAAAUGCCCCGUUACUGUCUCUUCGGGGACACCGUGAACACGGCCAGUCGCAUGGAGUCUACCGGAGAAGCUCUACGAAUCCAUAUCAGCCUGGAGAUGAAGAAGGCUUUGGACGCCGUAGGAGGAUUUAAGAUCGUGCAUCGUGGUUUGGUGGACGUCAAGGGUAAAGGCUUGAUGGAUACCUACUGGCUGGAGUGCAAAGACGGCGGUAUCGCUCGGGCCGCGGAGUUGGAUCUACCCUCGUUCUUCGAGGACGUCCGACCAGUUUUCAUACGUCGUUUAAGAGAGGAGGGCACCCUCUGAUGCGAGCCGUAUUCCCGACGGGACCUCUGGUACCUGAACCGCCCACCUACCCCUUACAUUCGCCUCUCGCAGCCAAACCUGAUCGACCAUUUGAAGAAACCGAGUCAGGGUCGCAAGAACCGGCUCUCGCACCCGAAUCUUCACAUCACACCGGUGAAACCGCCGCCUCAGUCGCAAUCCAGCAUCGAGUCACAGGACUCGGCGACGUACGAGGGUACCCACUCGACUACACCCUGUCCACCGAGUUACUCGCCCGCCAGCCAACGCAGCCGUUACU
Molecule: messenger RNA, 2227 nt
Organism: Dufourea novaeangliae
Lineage: Eukaryota; Metazoa; Arthropoda; Insecta; Hymenoptera; Halictidae
Exons: 14
Coding region: 1-1950 (649 amino acids)
Biological process (GO): receptor guanylyl cyclase signaling pathway; cGMP biosynthetic process; intracellular signal transduction
Molecular function (GO): peptide receptor activity; guanylate cyclase activity
Source: RefSeq, a predicted model, not a curated record